AUGCAUAGGGAAGAACUCUUCUUAAGAACCCCACAGCAGAAAAGAACUAUGAAUGGCAUCUCCUUCUAAUAAAAAAUCAAUUAAUUGAACAAGAAGAACAGCAUCAAAUUUUCUGAACUCUUAAAAGAGCGUAGAUUUGAUUGCAAAACCACUCAGAAAAUUACAUGCCGAAGACCCAGCUUGCCUCGUAAACCUGUGCAAAGAAUUUAAUAAGCUGUCAGUAUACAGAGACACUUAUCUUAAGAACCCUCGACACAAGGCACAUAUAGUGUUGUAUUUUCCAACUAUGCACAUUAAUUUUUGGAAAAGAGGAAGAUUUAAACCAGCAAUUGCGAUCCAAAUGAGGAUACCAAAAUUAAUUAGUAGAAAAUAUUGAAAGCAUGCUAUAAUCCAUCAGAUACAAACAACACAAGAUCGAUUCUAACCAGUCUAUUAUUAGGUAUGUAACAUAGAAUUUCUGCAGAAAAAAACAUGGGUGUCCUUGGCUUUCAAGUAGUACCAUUCACUAAAUUGAUCGAACAAAAUGCUAUAAUUUCUCAAUAAAGCAUCAGACACAAGGCAUUCUCCCAAGAUAAAGAAAGAGACAAGUCUUAAUCAUUCACCGAAGAGCUAGACAAAAGGGUCAAGUCGAAGAUUGUACAGAAUACCAAAUAAAGAAAAUCUAUUAAUCAAGCAAAUGCUAGUCCAGUCCCUCAGAAAGUGAUUGUUCCUCAAAGCAAUUCAGCUUAAACCAAUAACUUUAAGUUUUCUUUAACUGAGUACUCUUAAUUGUCAAGGGAAUAGUUGUUUUAAACUAAAUUGCAGAAUUACUAGCACUUUUUAUUUUUAGUAUCUUGUCAAAGUGGAUUUUACACCUAGCCUUAAGAUAUCUUGACAGAUUUGAAAUUAAAGAUCGGAGGAGGAAAUAAUUCAUUUCUGAUUAAGGAAAUAUUAAAGUAACGAUGGUGGUGGAGUCAAUAGAAAUUCAAUGAACUAUCAGAUGAAGAUAGUAAUUUCAUAUGGACCCAAAUAAAAGUUUAAGGAUUCAUUAAUUAAUAAUAGCAAUCCAACAAUUGUCUUCAAUAACAAUAGAAAAAGAAAAUAGUGAAUCAAUAAUCAAUUAAUACAAUGAAGAAAAAAUAAGCCAUUGAUCCAUUUCUGAGAUUGAUGAGAGAUGACAGUGAAUAUAAAUAAAUUGAUAGAAAUCCUAAGACCUACAUGAAGAUAGUUAAUAUGAAGAAUCUGAAUGUGCUACAGGUGGAUUCGAAUAUCAAGAUUCAUAAUCACAUUGAUAGAAACUAUCAUUUAGGGAACAAGAAAGCUCUGUAUCAUAAUCUUAAGAAAUAUUUUGAAUUGACCAAAUAAGAUUUGAAUUCCAUCAUUCCAAAAACAUUUCACAUUCAAAAAGGGGCAAGAGAUAAGACUUACUUGUAGUUUCUUGAAUUCUAUAAAAAACAACCAAAAGGCUCUACAUGGAUAGUAAAACCUGGGGAAUUCACAAAUAGGGGCACUGGUAUCACUGUAUGUUAAAGUUUGUCUGAAAUUAAUAAGAUCAUCAGUAAGAAGCAGGUGCAUUCCAAUGGAAAACAAUUUACCUAUUUAAUAUAAAAGUAUAUUGAAAAACCCUUCCUGUAUAACAAAAGGAAAUUUGAUAUUCGUUGUUACUUUCUAAUAACUCAAUUGAAUAAUAUAAUGAGAGCAUAUUGGUAUGAAGAUGGGUACAUCAGAACCUCAUCUGAAGAAUUUGAUCUAGAUGACCCAGCCAAUUUGUAUGUUCAUCUUACCAAUGAUGCUAUUUAGAAAUAUGCUGACACUUAUGGCAAAUAUGAGAAUGGUAAUAAAUUAUCAUUCUCUGAAUUUCAGCGUUAUUUGGAUAAUCAACCCAAAAAAUUUUAUUUUUAUAAAGAUCUCUAUCCUUAACUUAUCGAUAUUGCUACUACAAGCAUUAAAUCUGUAUAUUGCAAAUUGGCUCCAUAUAAAAAGGAAUAUAAUUUUGAAAUAUUUGGCCUGGAUUUCAUGAUAGAUUAAUAAUUUAAACCUUAUCUAAUUGAAAUAAACACAAAUCCUUGUUUGGAGACAAGCAGUCCUGUUUUGUAAAGAAUAAUACCUUAAAUGGUUGAAAAUGCCUUUAGAAUGUCAAUUGAUACAAUAAUUCCACCACCAGAUGCUAGUUUAUGGCCACCCUGCAAAAAACAUCUCCUCUUUUACGAUAAUCUGCUUGAGAAUAAUAAAUUUUAAUUAAUCUUUGAUGAAAGGGAAGAUUCAGAGGAACUAAUUAAAUUAUAUGGAGCAAUUUUGAUGCAUGAUGAAAUAGAUGAGAUGGAUGAAGAGGAAGAAGAAUAUGGGAGUGACAAUGAAAAUAAGAAUUUUGAUAAUUGA
Paramecium tetraurelia is the source of this 2358-nucleotide messenger RNA. RefSeq lists its product as uncharacterized. NCBI's taxonomy places the organism in Eukaryota, Ciliophora, Oligohymenophorea, Peniculida, Parameciidae. The transcript is spliced from 4 exons. The record is from RefSeq and is a predicted model, not a curated record. Gene Ontology annotation, biological process: protein modification process.